GUGUAAGGAGCGCCUGACGUUAUUUCCGCCCUCGUCAUGGCGCGCAUGCGCAGGUAGAGUCCUCUCUCAGUGCAACGUCAGCGGCUGGAAAACAGCGACAUCUUUAUCGGAGAGAAGAGAGACGCAGAGAGAGGACACAAUGGAUCAAGUAAUGCAAUUUGUGGAGCCCAGUCGCCAAUUUGUGAAAGAUUCGAUCAGACUUGUGAAAAGAUGUACAAAGCCAGACAGGAAAGAAUUUCAGAAGAUUGCUAUGGCAACGGCUAUUGGAUUUGCCAUCAUGGGAUUCAUUGGAUUCUUUGUGAAGCUCAUCCACAUCCCAAUUAAUAACAUUAUUGUUGGUGGCUAGAACUGACUCGAUGGUGUUGGGAUAGAAAACGAAGAUGGGAGGACAGCAAGGAACACUUUAUAUUUUGUGCUUCAGUCAAUAAAACUUGUUUUGAUUUGUA
Amblyraja radiata (thorny skate) is the source of this 446-nucleotide messenger RNA. RefSeq names its product SEC61 translocon subunit gamma (gene sec61g). The record is from RefSeq and is a predicted model, not a curated record. Lineage: Eukaryota; Metazoa; Chordata; Chondrichthyes; Rajiformes; Rajidae. The coding region runs from base 140 to 346 and encodes 68 amino acids. Gene Ontology annotation, cellular component: membrane. Gene Ontology annotation, biological process: protein targeting; intracellular protein transport. Gene Ontology annotation, molecular function: transmembrane protein transporter activity. The transcript is spliced from 4 exons.